Talaromyces stipitatus ATCC 10500 is the source of this 1227-nucleotide messenger RNA. Its product is annotated as salicylate hydroxylase, putative. The transcript is spliced from 2 exons. The record is from RefSeq and is a predicted model, not a curated record. The coding region runs from base 1 to 1227 and encodes 408 amino acids. Lineage: Eukaryota; Fungi; Ascomycota; Eurotiomycetes; Eurotiales; Trichocomaceae. Gene Ontology annotation, molecular function: FAD binding.
AUGGAGCGAAAACCAAAUAUUGCAAUCAUUGGUGCAGGGCCUAGCGGCCUCACGCUUGCGAGGAUUCUUCACCAACAUGGGAUCCCGACGACCAUUUUUGAGAGGGAUGAGAGUCAAAACGCGAGGAAAACCGAAGGUGGCUCUUUGGAUUUAAGUCUUGAUGGGGGUCAGAAAGCCAUCCGCAUGGCAGGCAUCUGGGAAGAAUACAACAAAUUAGCGCGUUACGAGGCCGAAGCAUUGAAGCUUAUAGACCGACACGGCAAAGUCUAUCUCGACAGCACCGGAUUUGACACUGGAAGACCUGAGAUUGAUCGCACUGAACUUCGACGUAUUCUACUUGAGUCAUUGCCUAAAGAAUACAUUAGAUGGAACCAUCACCUGAAAAGGGUGGACCCUGAUGGAACUCUUCACCUUGCACACACUAUAGAAAGCGGAUUCGACCUUAUUGUUGGCGCUGAGGGCACGUGGUCCAAGGUGCGAAAUGUUCUCACGCCGAUCCAACCCUUCUAUUCUGGAGUCACCGUUUACGAGACUCUGUACGAAAAUGUCGACGAGGCCCACCCUGAAUUUGCGGCCUUGGUAGGAGAAGGCUCCCUGUUGGUUAUCGGCAACGAGACAGGCAUUCACCAAAUGACACAAAGGCAAGGUGACCGUUCCAUCCGAACGUACGCCUAUAUCCGUCAGCCAGAGACUUGGGGCUCUGACGUCGAUUGGCACGACCCUAAAGCGGCGCGAGAAGCCUUGCUGCCUUGGUUUAACGACUGGGACCCUCAGUUCACUCAGUUCGUGACGGCGACUGAGAACCCUGUUCUCGCGCGCAAACUCUACAUCUUACCUGUUGGUCUCCGGUGGCCGCAUAAGGACAAUUUUACGAUUAUUGGUGACGCGGCUCAUGUUAUGACUCCAUUUGAGGGCGAAGGAGUCAACGCUGCCAUGCGUGAUUCCUUGGAGUUAGCACAAGCCAUUAUUGCCAAUCCAACUGAUAUACCUCAGGCAGUGAAGAACUAUGAGGAGAUCAUGUGGAAGAUCGGAGAACAGAAACAGAAGCAGACGUGGGACAAUAUGAUGCGAACCUUAGACUACAAUGGCAUCGAAUAUCUCCAUGAUCGGUUGCAGCACCUUAUGGGGAUGAUAAAGGAGGGAAAGAUGGCAAAGAAUGGAACCCCCCCCAACCCCAAAUAUAGUCACAUCCUCAAUACAGAAGCGCAAAUUUUAGAAGUCUUUUGA